UCCUAAGCCAUUCGAAUCUAGUUUUACAAGAGCUUAAGAUUCAAAAACCCAAGAACAGUUUCAUCCAAAAAUGUUUGGAGAGAUUAGUUUGGAGUCUGAUUUUGCUCUCUUGGAGUCUAUUCGGCAACACCUUCUCGACGAUAAUUUCGAUAACGUUUUGGAAGAAUCGUCGCCGACGGGUUCAGGCAACCCUCCUCCUAUGUUUUGCCGGAGUUUCAGUUUCAGUGCCCUUUUCUCGGAGGAGAGUUGGAGCGACAUGCCGCUGAAUGUGGACGAUAAUAACGACGUGGUCGUUUCCAGUGGUUCCACAGACAGCGGAUGGAGUCCAUCAUCAGAUCACAGUCACAUUGAUGUUGUUGAGACCACACCCGUGAAACCGGAGCCUCAGGAGGUGGUUUUGGAAGGGAUAGAGGUGGCGCGUGAGACUCACGCGCCGUCAUCAGGCAGGCACUUUCGAGGAGUUUAUUCAACUGGGGAAUCUUCCUCUUCGUCUGCCUCUUCAGACAGCGGGUCGCCAAGGCCAAAAAGGAGAAAUACCGGAGUUAGCUCGGUGGCUGGAGCAGAGUCGGGUAGCGAAAGCCUAGUAGAGAUGGUUGAGAUGAGCCAGCUAGCUGUUGUUGAUCAAUGGCUAAAUGAUCUCAACACUGCAGUGUUCCCCAUGCCACAUGAAUUAUAACCAAUUAAUAUUUUUUAUUGCAUUUUUUAGACAUGGAGAUUCCCAAUCCCAAGUGUAAAGCGUUGGGCUUUU
Prunus avium (sweet cherry) is the source of this 748-nucleotide messenger RNA. The record is from RefSeq and is a predicted model, not a curated record. Lineage: Eukaryota; Viridiplantae; Streptophyta; Magnoliopsida; Rosales; Rosaceae.